Guyanagaster necrorhizus is the source of this 959-nucleotide messenger RNA. RefSeq lists its product as uncharacterized. The transcript is spliced from 4 exons. Lineage: Eukaryota; Fungi; Basidiomycota; Agaricomycetes; Agaricales; Physalacriaceae. The record is from RefSeq and is a predicted model, not a curated record. Bases 169 to 867 code for a protein of 232 amino acids.
AAUAAUCUGUGCCGCGGCAACAACACCAAGACCCUUAUUACCCCGUCCCUUUAGACCAUUCCCAUUCUGAGAACUGGAAAGUGCCAGAAGAAGGUUAGUGGUACGUCUUAACUCCGACCUUCGCUGACUCUUAUUGUCUCAUUUCUUCGUGAUGUCUUGAGCGUCACGAUGGAUUCUGACGACGAGCUGCCGCAUUGGAGUGUGCUCAUAGGACGAAAGAGCGGCGACGGCAGCGGCAAGACUAAAGUCAAACCAGGGAAACGCAAAGCGUCGAGCUCACUCACGCCAACCCUCAGGACAACGAAAUCUUCAAAGUCGCUCAAGAAGCGUCGAAAGAUUACUAUCACGGAAAUCAUCGAGAUAUCGACCGAUGAUGAACAGGACAACUAUCCGAAAGCCUCUCGGUCGCGCGAUAGGAACACAAAGUCGCUUUUCAGCGUGGCGGGACCUGCGACUCGGAGUCAAGGAUCGAAUAAGACAUCUGCAAACGGAACGUGCGCACAUGUAUCGACGCCUACAGCAUGUCUAUCGAAGACGUACUUUGAGCAGCUGUGCAAGCAGACAGGCCAAGAGCGGGAUUUUAUACCGCGUAUACCAAAGGCGGCAGCUGUGAAUGGGGAGGAGGGAGACCUGGAUUUCGUAUCGCGUAUACCAACGAAAGCACACGAUGGACCUGCGAAUAUGGCGUCUACUAGUGAAGAGGAGAAGGAGGAUGAGGAUGCACGUUCAGUGACGCUGGACAUAACGACGGACUUGGAAGCACCAGUAAAUAUGUCACGAACAUAUUUCGAGCGCAUAUGCAAGUGGGUUGGGCACAACGUAGAUUUUGGUGGCGGAAGGAUGAAUUUAAGGGGAUUGAACACAUAAUAUGAUCUUUUGUCGGCAGAGAAGAGCAAGCAAUUUAAAUAUCGAUUUGUAUAUAUAACUACUGUAAUAUGUCAAUCAAUACCCGUUGGGAG